This is a messenger RNA of Fonsecaea monophora, 591 nucleotides long. RefSeq lists its product as hypothetical. The transcript is spliced from 2 exons. The record is from RefSeq and is a predicted model, not a curated record. NCBI's taxonomy places the organism in Eukaryota, Fungi, Ascomycota, Eurotiomycetes, Chaetothyriales, Herpotrichiellaceae. The coding region runs from base 1 to 591 and encodes 196 amino acids.
AUGUCGUCCCUAUCCCUAUCAAGGAAACCAGCUAUAUUUAGCCUGGCGGCCGCCUCGUCGCUCUUGAGUGACUACUCGAUAUACGCGAGUGGGUGUUUGACCCCGUCCAGGACGAGCGUGACAGAUCUCCCUGAUCAGCUUGAGGAGAACCGAGGCACAGCAGACAGCACCGAAAGACCACCUGUGAAUGACGACCCUGAGCUCAAACUCGAUCGAUCAGCGGUCCGUCCGUUUGAUCCGAAAGUCCCUGGCACGUCCACCUCUGAUAAGCCAAAAGAAGAAGAAGAAAAGGAGGAGGAUCAGCCUGAAUGGGAGACGAUUUUCCCCGAAGGAGAUGAGAACGCUCUGACCAAACAGUUAGAGGCUUUUGCUGAACAUUUUGACCCUUUGGUACCGCUACUGCUCGAGACCCCAUGGAGCCCCAAAACCCACCUUGACGUCUCCAACACGGUUGAUGAUAUUCUCUUCAAAGUCCUUCUCCACGUCCGGCCAAUGGACGAUGAAUUUGAUUGGGCAGAGCUUGCGGAAGACAUUCGUCGUGGCAACAUUAUAGAAUUCCCACGAGGCUUCACAGUUUUGAGUACUUUGUAA